AUGAGUCUGGGACUGGCAGACAAGGAGAUUGCAAAACAAUAUCAGCAAAUUGUAUCAGGAGGAUCAACAGAAUGGAUGGUCUUGUCCUACGACAAGGGCUCGAACGAUCUCAAAGUUCAGGCGACAGGAGACGGUGGACUGGAGGAGAUGUUUGAAGAGUUCAUGGAAUCAAGGAUGCAGUAUGGCUUCAUCCGCGUCAAGGAUCCCAACACACAACUCCCCAAAUACGUCCAAAUCAAUUGGUGCGGAGAUGGAGUACCAGAAAACAGAAAAGGUCACUUCUACAGUCACUCGACGGCAAUGUCCAAGUACUUGCAGGGCACUCAUGUCGUUAUCAACGCUCGCAACGAGUCCGACCUUGAAAUGAGCGUCAUUAUGAAGAAGGUCAACGAUGCGUCUGGAUCAAAGUAUUCCGUCCAGAACGAAAGGGCAAGACCUUCGGGGCCUAUCACGCCAGUUGGAACAGCCUACACUCCUAUAGGACAACCGGAUAUACAGGCACUUCGCGCUGGCGGUCGAUCUCCUAUCACUCCUCGUUCGGGUGGCCCCUCGUCUGCUGCACCGAGUACCGCAACUACGCCCAGCCGUCCGACUCCGUCCACCUCAUUUCCGCCUGCGGCCCCAGCACUUGCACCAAAAGUCGGGCUCAAGGCUAGUACUCCUGCUUGGGAUGACGAGCCUGUGAAAUCUGCUCCAAGCCCGGUCGCACCUCCACCACCCGUCGUUGUGUCACCUCCGCAACCGGCCCCUAAAGCUGCUGCACCAAAGCUACACGUUACUACAGAGACAAAACCGGAAGAUGAUGUGAUUGGUCCCGUAGGUACCAAUUACGUUCCAGUCAGCCUUCCCAAGCCCAAGAAGCUCGUCAAUCCUUUUGCUGCACGAGAACAAGAAGCCGCUGCCGCUGCAGCCUCUUCGAAACCGAUACCAUCUCCGAGUGGUGGAAAAAAAUUGACAUGGUCAGAACGCCAGGCCAUGGCCAAAAAGCAAGCGGAAGAGGAAGAGGCGCGAAGCAAGGCGGCCGCAGAAGCCAGCAAGUCGAUCACGAGUGCAAGUCGUCCAUCCUACACUCCUAGUAGCUCUGUCUCAAAUGCGGGGAAAGCUGCUGUUGCCGGGUUCGCCGCGACCGGGAUCGGAAUUGGGUUGGCUGGGGCCGCCAUCGCUGCGUCGACUACGAAAAGCGAACCGGAACCUGAGCCAGAGGCCUUUAUCCCUCCCCCUCCUCCACCCCCUCCACCGCCACCGAUGCCAGUUAUGCCAGUCGUGAAAGAGACUCCCAAGGUUGUCGCUCCGCCUGAACCAGAACCGGAACCCGAGGUGGAUGAGGUAGACUAUCCUUCUCAAAUCAUUCAGCAAUCGGAUAUCCCUGGUAAUGAAACGAGCGCAAACGGCAAAGUUGCCAUUGUCUUAUACGAUUACGAGGCUGCAGAGGAUGGAGAGAUGCAUUUAAUUGAGGGAGAGUACAUUGAGCAAAUCGAGGAACUUGAUGAAGGAUGGUGGAAGGGUGUCGCCGUUACGGACAAGAAUAGAGCCGGCCUGUUCCCUGCAAACUAUGUCGAGGUCGUCGAUAGCACCGCCGUUCCUCAUCAGGCCAAACACCAGGAGCCAGAGCCAGAGCCAGAACCAGAGCCAGAGCCAGAGCCAGAGCCAGAGCCAGAAGCCUUUAUCCCUCCACCACCACCACCGCCACCUCCACCGCCGCCAAUGCCGACAGCGGCACCUGUAAAGGUUUCGGUGCCAGAGCCUGUUGCCCCAGAGCCAGCUGCCGAUGAAGGAUCGGUCGCCGUUGCGAUUUACGAUUACGAUGCUGCAGAGGAAAACGAGAUUUCCUUCAAAGAGGGCGAUAGAAUCACGAAUAUUACGGCUCCCUCUGAUGAUUGGUGGGAGGGUACAGCACCAGACGGUCGUAGUGGACUUUUCCCAGCAAAUUAUGUCGAAUUGCAAGAGUAA
Molecule: messenger RNA, 1950 nt
Organism: Serendipita indica DSM 11827
Lineage: Eukaryota; Fungi; Basidiomycota; Agaricomycetes; Sebacinales; Serendipitaceae
Source: the annotation of a GenBank genome assembly